UUUUCUGCGGGUCUAAGAUUCAAAGUGUCCCUCCAUGUAACCACAACCACCACCACUCUUUCCUAUCAAUUCCUCCAAAGCUAACUGCCAAACUGUUUUCCUCCUCCCUCCAAAGUUAUGCCAACACCUCCUCCUCCAUCUCCAUCUCCAUCUCCAUCUCUCCUCCUCCACCACCACCACCACCUACUCUUCUCUCUCUUCUCCUCCACCUCCCAUGGCCAAGAACUCACCUGAAUAAUCCCUCUGCGGCCACCGCCGCAUUCCCCUCUCUCUGUCUCUCUCUUUCUCUCCAAAGCAAUGAUUACUUCUUAUUGCCUGUCUUCCACAAGAAACACCGUCACGCCCUCUCACUUGUAUCUCCCCAAGUAUCGACCCCCUUCGCUCCCCCACGAACCAAGCUUUCCGCAGAAAGAGACUUUACCCCUAAAACCCCACCUGCUUCGCCUGCGAAACCUCCGGCCAGCACACCCAUUUGCCAGCAUAUCCUCCUUUGCUGAUGCUGAAGGCGAGGAAAUAUUCGAGCAAGGAAUCAGGGUCGUUGAAGGCAAGAGAGCCGGCCCUUCCUCCUCGGACACCGCCCAUGAUGGCGAUGGCAACGGUUCGCCCGGGAUGGCACAGGCCUUUGGCAUAUCCUCCAGGACGGCAUCGGCGAUCUCAAUAUGCAUAGCUUUCGCGGUGCUGUUGCUGCCCCUGGCAAUGAGGUCACUGGGCCAAGGUAUGGCGAUGAAGACUCGGGCGCUGUCAUACGCGACGCUGCUGUUUGGGUUCUACAUGGCAUGGAACAUCGGGGCGAAUGACGUGGCGAACGCGAUGGGGACGUCGGUGGGGUCAGGGGCACUGACGCUGCGGCAGGCGGUGCUGACGGCGGCUGUGCUGGAGUUCUCGGGGGCGCUGCUGAUGGGGACGCACGUGACCAGCACCAUGCAGAAGGGCAUCCUCAUCGCCGACGUCUUCAAGGGCAAGGACACUCUGCUCUUUGCCGGCCUGCUCUCUUCUUUGGCCGCUGCCGGUACUUGGUUGCAGGUUGCAUCGUACUAUGGUUGGCCAGUGUCGACCACACACUGCAUAGUUGGCUCGAUGGUUGGAUUUGGCCUCGUCUAUGGAGGUGCAGGCGCCGUCUUCUGGAGUUCACUUGUGAGGGUCACAUCGUCAUGGAUUAUCUCACCACUAAUGGGGGCAUUGGUCUCAUUUCUUGUAUACAAAUGCAUCAGGAGGUUUGUCUAUAGUGCUCCCAAUCCAGGACAAGCAGCCGCAGCCGCUGCUCCCAUUGCAGUUUUCCUCGGUGUGACGGGAAUCUCCUUUGCAGCGUUCCCACUUAGCAAGAGUCUUUUUUUGGCCUUAGCCCAGGCCUUAGCCUGUGGCACAGCCGGGGCUUUCCUCGUCGACCGCAUGAUCCGUAAACAACUCGGCCACCUCCUUGAGGAAACCGAUUCAUCCCAGCCAAAGCCAGAGGAAUCCAUCCUCAAUAGAGAUGUUGGGUUUCUGUCAAAAAUCAAGGGCCCGAAGGGUGCUCAGCUGGAAAUAGUGUACGGGGUCUUUGGGUACAUGCAGGUUCUCUCCGCUUGUUUCAUGUCAUUUGCACAUGGAGGAAAUGAUGUCUCCAAUGCGAUCGGUCCUCUAGCCAGUGCGUUAUCCAUCCUCCAGGGCAGUGCUGCUGGCGCCGAUAAAGUCAUCCCCAUUGACGUCCUUGCUUGGGGAGGCUUCGGCAUUGUGGCAGGCCUUAUGAUGUGGGGGUACAGAGUGAUUGCGACGAUAGGGAAGAAGAUAACAGAGCUCACACCCACUCGUGGAUUUGCAGCUGAGUUCGCGGCCGCUUCAGUGGUCCUGUUUGCCUCGAAGCUGGGCCUCCCUAUCUCAGCCACACACACGCUUGUUGGUGCAGUGAUGGGAGUCGGGUUCGCGAGGGGGCUUAACAGUGUUAGAGCCGAAACUGUCAAGGAGAUUGUGGCUUCUUGGGCCGUGACAAUUCCAGUCGGCGCUGUCUUUGCCGUCUUCUAUACCUGGAUAUUGACAAAGCUAUUGCCAUACAUUUUGUGAGUGUAAGUUAAAAGAUAUACAGCUUCCUCAAGAUUACCAAUAUAGAUAAUUAUCCCAUUGC
This is a messenger RNA of Syzygium oleosum, 2098 nucleotides long. Its product is annotated as inorganic phosphate transporter 2-1, chloroplastic. Gene Ontology annotation, molecular function: phosphate transmembrane transporter activity. Gene Ontology annotation, cellular component: membrane. Bases 298 to 2037 code for a protein of 579 amino acids. The transcript has 3 exons. NCBI's taxonomy places the organism in Eukaryota, Viridiplantae, Streptophyta, Magnoliopsida, Myrtales, Myrtaceae. The record is from RefSeq and is a predicted model, not a curated record. Gene Ontology annotation, biological process: phosphate ion transmembrane transport.